This is a messenger RNA of Symbiodinium natans, 1473 nucleotides long. Lineage: Eukaryota; Dinophyceae; Suessiales; Symbiodiniaceae. The record is from the annotation of a GenBank genome assembly.
AUGGGCGGUGCCGGCGGGGAUGACGAAGAGGCCAUCGUGGGUCCGCUGCCCGAUGCUGCGCUGGCUCAAGAUCCACCAGAACCCUUCGUCGUGACCUCUCCGGUGGAGUCGGAGGAAGAACCACCGGAGGGUGAGGUGCCGGCACUGUACGACUCGGCAGUCGACGCAAGUGCGUGGUCGGUUUCCGCCCCGGUGCCCACACCCACUGACCUGCCAGCGAGGCCCGUGCCCACCGAAGUACCCUCACCGACGUCGCUGGGGGCGGCGCAGGAGGCAGAGACCAUGGUAGAGGACAUCAUGACAUUGCCCACGCACACCCUGGUCGAGCCGAAGGCCUAUUCUUCGAUGGUGGGCAUGUCCUCCUCAGCCGCCACGCAGUCACCCAGCGAGCUGCCAGUGCCCACGGAGCGCCCAUCGCCCACGGAGCUCUCGGCGAGGCGCCCGACACCCAAACCCCCGGCGGUUGCUGUGGAGUCCGGAAUGCUCGGCUCCUCCGCCCUGAACACCUCGGCUCCGGCAUCAGGUCAGCAACGCUCCCCGACGGAGAUGCCCGUGCCAACAGCCGUGCCCUCACCGACCAUGCCCUGCGAGGAUGAAGGUGAGACGGUGACGGCGCCCCCAGGUGCCAUCGCGAAAACGAGCAGCAUCGAGAAGACCCUGACGCAUUCCCGGCCCGCCACGUCAGUGGUCCAGUCUUCGCCUGUAGACUUGCCUGUGCCGACCGCCAGGCCGUCUCCGACCUCCAUGAAUGAGGGUGAGGAUGAGGAGGAGGCCAUCGUUGGGCCGCUGCCGGAUGCAGCCAUGAAGCCGCCAGAACCCCACACCUUUGGCAUCGCAAUGGGAGCAGGCGAUGCUGAGGUGCCGGCACCGCAUGAGUCCGCGCUGGCAGACAGUGCCUGGUCAGAGUCCGCGCCUGAACGAACACCGACGGAGCUGCCCGAGGACAUGCCUGUGCCAACCGACGUGCCUUCGCCAACCUCCUUGCGUUCGGAGGACGAGGCGGACACCAUCCUCGAGCAGGUUGGGACUUUGCCUACGCAGACACUGGUGCCCCCCCCAUUUGAGGCCCGUGCUGCGGAGGAUGAGGCUGCCGAGACGAAUGUUCCCGGCGUGCCACAAGCUUCGGCAGCGGCCGGAUCGAGCGUCUUCAUGUCGGAUUCUAUGCUGGCCGUGGACACCUCGGCUCCAGGCCUGCAUUCGAAAUUUACGGGCAUGGGCGCCCCAGUUGGCUUCAUGGGCAGCUUGCAAACCUUGAGCUCGAAGACCGGGAUGCUCUCGGCCACGGGUGCGAGUGUCUUCUUUCGGCAACUUGAGAAGCGCUGGCUAGUGCUGGCCCCUGUUAAAAAGCACGUAAGCUUGCGCACGGCGCCACUCUUUACAGUGGCCUCAAACACCCACAGGUCAGCAGCGCUCCCCGACGGAGAUGCCCGUGCCAACAGCUGUGCCGUCACCGACCACGCCCUGCAUGGAUGA